Messenger RNA from Canis lupus familiaris (dog), 2933 nucleotides. It is a transcript of the gene DISC1, whose product is annotated as DISC1 scaffold protein. NCBI's taxonomy places the organism in Eukaryota, Metazoa, Chordata, Mammalia, Carnivora, Canidae. Bases 21 to 2597 code for a protein of 858 amino acids. The transcript has 13 exons. Gene Ontology annotation, cellular component: mitochondrion; centrosome; intermediate filament cytoskeleton. Gene Ontology annotation, biological process: cilium assembly; neuron migration. The record is from RefSeq and is a predicted model, not a curated record.
CGCGGGAGCCGCUGGGGCGCAUGCUGGGCGCGGGAGCCCGAGGCGCGCCGGCCGGAGGCGGCGGGGGCCCGCGCGCAGGCAGCCAGGAUUGCAUACCACCUGCAGCGUCUUUUCGGAGGAGGCGGCUGGCACGGAGGCCGGGCUACAUGAGAAGUGCAGCUGGGCCCCGGAUCGGGUUCCUCUACCCAGCAGUGGCCGCUCCGUUCCAGGCCCAGGGAGGGGCGUGCGGUGAGGAGUCCCACCAGUCUGAGUCCAGGGCCGGACGGUGUGGCCUUGAUUCUGGAGGCCAGUGGCGAGGCCCCUCGGUUGGGAGCCCUGUUCCUAGGAGCACAGCAGCCUCGGCUCCGACCUCUGGGGGCUACCUAGGCCUGGCUCUGACCCCUGUGAGAAGGCCCUCGGGGCUCUUUGGGAUUCAGCUCAGAGCUGGCACCAAGCCACCUGCCAGGCCAGCCAGGUCGUGUGGCCCUGGGGACACUGGGUGGCAGGGGGAGCUCCCAUCCAUGGACAGUUCUGAGGCUCCAGGUCCUGGCCGGGAUGCUGCUGGAGGCGGUACCUGGACAAAAGGCUGUCUGUCUCCAGAGGAGGCAAGUGGCAGCAGCUACAGCCUUGGAAGUGUCCCCAAGGCCCCCCCAACCCCUGCUGGCUCUCAGGAUGCCUUUACGUCAAGCUUUAGCUUCAUACGGCUCUCACUUGGCUCUGCUGGGGAACGUGGAGAAGCUGAAGGCUGCCUGCCAUCCAGAGAGGCUGAGACCCCUUGUCAGAGCCCCAAGGAGGCGGAAGUGAAGGCUGCCAGCAUGGACAGGCCCCACGAACAUCCUCGACUCUUCUCUCCCCACUUCACUCUCAAGACUAUUCCCAGCCUGGCGGACUCUGCCCAGACCACAGGGGGCAGCCACAGGCCGGAGUGUGACAUGCUUUCUUUGUUGGACACGGACACUGCCUCCUCCUGCUCCCCAGGCCCCUGGCGGUCUGAGGGCAGCAGCCUGGGGGAGGCUCACCUUUGGGAGACGCUGCUCAGGAGGUGCGAGCCUGUGCUGCUGGACUGCCUGCUGAGCGACCGGAGGCAGCUGGAGGUAAAAUCCCUAAGAUUAAAGCUUCAGAAACUUCAAGAAAAAGCAAUUGAAGAUGAUGAUUAUGAUAAAGCUGAGGCAUUAAGACACAGAUUGGAAGAGCUGGAGAAAGAGAAGAACAGCCUGCACUUCCAGCUUCCUUCCAGGCAGCCAGCCCUCUGCAGCCUCCUGGGCCACCUGCACGCACAGGCCCAAGCAGCCGUGUGCCAUGGGGCCACUCCGGCCUGCAGUGAUGACCCCCAUACCACCCCCAGGAUGGAGCCGAAGCUGUGGGAGCCCACUGCUCAGGACACCCUGCGUGUGUCCAUCACCAGACGAGACUGGCUUCUUCAGGAGAAGCGGCAGCUGCAGAAAGAAAUCGAAGCUCUCCAAGCAAGAAUGUCUGUGCUGGAAGCAAAAGAUCAGCAGCUGAGAAGGGAAAUAGAAGAGCAGGAGCAGCUUCUCCCAUGGCAGGGCUAUGACCUGACCACCCUAGUGGGCAGGCUGUCUCUGGGCGAGCUGCAGGAAGUCCGCAAGGCCUUGCAUGACACCCUGGCCUUUGCCAACCAGAUUCCCAUCUGUGCAGAACCACCUGAAACCAUAAGGAGCCUCCAGGAACGGAUAAAAUCCCUCAACUUGUCACUUAAGGAAAUCACUGCUAAGGUGUGUAUGAGUGAGAGACUCAGCAGCACUCUCAGGAAGAAAGUGAAUGACAUUGAAACCCAACUCCCAGCAUUACUUGAAGCCAAAAUGCUUGCUGUAUCAGGAAAUAAUUUCUCUACAGCCAAGGAGCUCACAGAGGAGAUUAGAACAUUAACAUCAGAAAGGGAAGGGCUGGAGGGACUCCUGGACAAGCUUCGGGUACUGAGUUCCAGAAAUGUCCAAAAGCUGGGGAGUGUUAAGGAAGAUUACAGUAAACUGAGAAGAGAGCUGGACCAGGGGGAAACUGCCUACGAAAUGAAUGUGAAGGAGAAUACUAUGAAGUACAUGGAAGUGCUUGAGGACAAGCUGCGUAGCUGCAAGUGUCCACUGCUUGGAAAAGUGUGGGAAGCUGACUUGGAAGCUUGUCAGUUGCUUAUCCAGGGCCUACAGCUUCAGGCCAGGGGCAUACUAUCUGCAGAAGAUGAGAGGCAGACAGAUGACUUAGGGGGAGCUGCCUGUACAUCCACUCCUGCCAUCUCCCCCAGGCUCCACUCUGAAGUUGAGAAGAAGACCCCUUUGCAAGCCUUUGAAGAUUGGAAGGUUCAGCUGAGCCCAGCUCUGUACUUUGCUGGCAGCGAACAGAAAGAGGAAUCUUGCAUCCUUUCUGCAGAACUUGGAGAAAAAUGUGAAGCCAUAGACAAGAAGUUACUGUACUUAGAAGAUCAGCUUCACACAGCAAUCCACAGCCAUGAUGAAGAUCUCAUUCAGAGUCUCAAGAGGGAGCUCCAGAUGGUGAAGGAAACUCUGCAGGCCAUGAUCCUGCAGCUCCAGCCAGCAAAGGAGGUGGGAGAAAGAGAGGCUGCGGCUUCCUGUGUGACAGCUGGUGUCCGGGAAGCACAGGCCUGAGGCAGGACAGCAUGGGAGGAGGAGGGCGAGCAGCCACGAGCAGCCACGUCAGCACCCGAGGCCUCUCUCACCUCCCCUGCAUGACCCAGGUGCCUGAAUCAACUACAGACACAGGGCCUGAAUUUGGAGGGGGAUGAUCUGCUGGAUUUCCUUCCGAAUGCCAGCCAGAGGUACCUUUCCCAAGUCGUUCAUCGGAGAGUCCUGCACCGAACUUGAAAAUCUUCUCGUCUCAGUUCCCAUUAGACAGAAGUUGGGGUUGAAUUCUGCUAGAAAAAUGUCUCUUUUCCUGUACCAUCUUGCUUGCUGCUGCAAUUAAAGUAUCUCCUGAUUUAAGAA